Molecule: messenger RNA, 768 nt
Organism: Schistocerca serialis cubense
Lineage: Eukaryota; Metazoa; Arthropoda; Insecta; Orthoptera; Acrididae
Product: kallikrein-13-like
Exons: 3
Coding region: 47-538 (163 amino acids)
Biological process (GO): proteolysis
Molecular function (GO): serine-type endopeptidase activity
Source: RefSeq, a predicted model, not a curated record
CCGGCUAGGGAGGCAGGCUGUGGAGUCGUGGCGCCGCACGGCCGACAUGAGUGACGUGGGCUGGUCGCCACACGCCAGGGUGUUCGGCGGCUUCGUCACCCACGUCGGCCUCUACCCGUUCGCCGCGUACAUCUUCAUCCUGAAGCAGAUCACGACACUGUCGUGCAGCGUCACGAUCGUGGCACCCAAGUGGGUGCUGUCUGCAGCCCACUGUGUCAGGGGCAUGCACUGGCAAGGUAUAAUAUUCGCUGGCGAUGUGGACUUCACGACCGACAGACUCUUCACAAAAUACAACAUCCAGAUACGGAUCGUCAGAGAAACGUUCGACUACACUCCACCAAAGCCCGACCAACUGGUUCACGACAUCGUGGUGGUCGAACUUUGGAGGGAACUUAGUAUUGAAACGGGUUAUGUCACUACCAUUCCCCUGACGGAAAACACAAGGAGAACGGGCUGUGCACUCUGGACGUGGAGAAGAAGUCCUCGUGCAAGGGCGACUCUGGGGGUCCCGUCUUCUGCGCGGGCCGCCACGUGCUGAUGGGCAUCAUCACGGGCGGCCGCUUCAAGAACUGCAGCAUGCAGUGGUGCGGCGCGCCGAUGUUGCACAACUACCACAUGUUCGUGGGCUACUACCGCAGCUGGAUACUGCGCAUCAUCCAGCCUCAGCUCAGUGGUGGGGGGCAGCGAGGGUCUGGCUCCGCACCACUGCCACAGGCCAGCGCCUCACUGCUGCUUGUGCUCAGCUGUGCAAUAAACAUGUGUCCAGUG